ACUUCUUUCCUUAGAUCUAAUUAAGGACUUUAAUUAUCCCUUUAAUUAAAGUCAGCUUUCUCUAAUGGCUUCUUUAAAGAUUAAUGCUAUUGUUUUGUUUAUCUUUGUGAGCUUACUAAUUGGAAAUUCAUCAGCUCAACUUUCAACUGGUUUCUACUCAAAAUCUUGUCCUAAACUUUAUCAAACUGUGAAAUCUGCAGUGCAAUCUGCUAUUAAGAAGGAAACUCGAAUGGGUGCUUCUCUUCUUCGUCUAUUCUUCCAUGAUUGCUUCGUCAAUGGAUGCGAUGGAUCGUUACUCCUUGAUGACACAUCAAGCUUCACAGGAGAGAAAAGGGCUGCUCCAAAUGUCAAUUCUGCUAGAGGAUUUGAAGUUAUUGACAAUAUCAAAUCUGCUGUUGAGAAAGUGUGCCCUGGUGUUGUUUCUUGUGCUGAUAUUUUGGCCGUUACAGCUCGGGACUCUGUUGUUAUUCUUGGAGGCCCCAAUUGGAAUGUAAAAUUGGGCAGAAGAGAUGCUAGAACAGCAAGUCAAGCUGCUGCAAAUAGAAGCAUUCCUCCUCCAACUUCUAACCUUAAUAGACUCAUUUCUAGUUUCAGUGCGGUUGGCCUUUCCACUAAGGAUAUGGUUGCCUUAUCUGGGGCACACACAAUUGGACAAGCAAGAUGCACAACAUUUAGGGCACGUAUAUACAACGAGACCAAUAACUUAGAUGCAUCAUUUGCAAGAACUAGACAAAGCAACUGCCCAAGAAGUUCAGGUUCAGGGGACAACAGUUUAGCACCACUUGAUCUUCAAACUCCUAACAAAUUUGACAACAAUUAUUUCAAGAAUCUUGUUAACAAAAAGGGUAUUCUUCACUCUGAUCAGCAACUCUUUAAUGGUGGAUCUGCCGAUUCGAUUGUGACAUCUUACAGUAACAAUCCUCGCAGUUUUAGCUCUGAUUUUGUUACUGCUAUGAUUAAGAUGGGUGAUAUUCGUCCCCUUACUGGUUCUAAUGGAGAGAUUAGGAAGAACUGCGGUAGGAUCAAUUAAUGUUGAUUAGCAUAUUUUUUUUGUGUGUGUGUGUGUGAACUUUCCCUUGUGGACCGGGUAAGGUUAAUUUUUGUGUGUGUGUGAACUGCAAACUUUGAGACUUCUUUAUAUAUUUUUACAAUUUUUUACUUUCCUUUUAAGUUUCUUGCUUAAUAUGCAGGCUCAAAUGUAUGUUACUCUGUUAAAGCUUCAAAGCACAACUUUUUCUAGAGUUAAGGACUGUAUUUGUAUCAUUAUUGGAAUA
Molecule: messenger RNA, 1274 nt
Organism: Nicotiana tabacum (common tobacco)
Lineage: Eukaryota; Viridiplantae; Streptophyta; Magnoliopsida; Solanales; Solanaceae
Product: peroxidase P7
Biological process (GO): response to oxidative stress; hydrogen peroxide catabolic process
Molecular function (GO): peroxidase activity; heme binding
Source: RefSeq, a predicted model, not a curated record